Molecule: messenger RNA, 4695 nt
Organism: Rotaria sp. Silwood1
Lineage: Eukaryota; Metazoa; Rotifera; Eurotatoria; Philodinida; Philodinidae
Source: the annotation of a GenBank genome assembly
AUGCCUGAACCAAAUUCUACUGAAACACAAGUAGCUGAACUUAUUCGACAUGUUUUAUAUGGGAAUUUACAUAAUUUACCAAAUCUUGCUUCAAAAAUUGUACGUAUUUUUACAUCAUCAACAUUUACAGAUACAACUGUAGAACGUAAUUCCCUCAUGCAACAUACAUAUCCAAAACUUAAAGAAUAUUGUCGGGAAAAACAUGGUCUAGAAUUUCAAGUUGUUGAUAUGCGUUGGGGUGUACGAGAUGAAGCAACAGAUGAUCAUAAAACAACAGAAUUAUGUAUGCAAGAAAUAGAUAAUUGUCAACGAGUUUCUGUUGGACCAAAUUUUGUGGUAUUUCUUGCACAAAAAUAUGGUUAUCGUCCAUUACCAACAAAAAUAGAAGAAGCUGAAUUUCAUAAAGUUUUAUCUGUAUCAAGUCCAGAUGAUGCUCGAUUACUUAGUCUAUGGUAUAAACUUGAUUCAAAUAAUAUUCCAAGUUUAUUUUGUUUACAACCAGUUAGUUCAAUAUUCACUAAUUUUACUAAUAAAGCUCACCCUCGUCUUAUGGAAGAAGAUCAAAGUCAAUGGUGGGAAACAAUGGGUAAACUGAAUCGAGCAGUUCGUGCAGCUGCUUUAGAACUUUUAAAUCAAGGUAUAUUUACACCACAAGAUAAUCAUCGAUAUAAUUGGUCAGUUACUGAACAAGAAGUUGUUCGAGGAAUAUUAAAUGCUAAAGAUAAAGUUGAUCAUACAUUAGCUUUUUUUCGUCAUAUUGAAAAUAUUAAUAUCGGUUUAUUACGUCAUUCAAUGAAAUUUAUUGAUAUUGUAUCAAAACAAGUUGAUGAAGAAGCACAACGUAUGUUAUCCGAUUUACGUGAUGUUCGUGUACAAGCAGCAUUACCUGAAACAAGUAUUAUUCGAUAUACAAUUCCAUGGACUGAUGACGAAGGUAUAAAUAAAACUUUUCAUGCUGAAUACUUACAAAAUUUUAUUGAAACAUUUUAUACUCGACUUGUUGAGUUAAUCGAUCGUGGUGUUGGACAACAAAAAAGUUUAGCAUCAAAUCGUGCCUAUUCCGAAAUUCUUCAACAACUUCAUGUUGUAAAUAAUUUCAGUCAAGAUUUUCAAGGACGUACUGAUGUUCUAGAACGUGUACGUCAUUAUAUUCAAGGUUCUUCAAAACAACCAUUAGUUUUAUGGGGUGAAGGUGGUUGUGGUAAAUCAAGCAUGUUAGCAAAAAUAGUAUCAGAAUCAAAUUCAUGGUUUUCAUCAAGACAGUGCAUACCAAUAAGACUUGUUCGUUUUCUUGGUACGACACCAGAUAGUUCAUCGAUUGGUCCAUUAAUACGUAGUGUUUGUCAACAAAUAAAUUAUGUAUACGAUGUAUCGGAUACGACAAUACCAACUGAACUAUCUCAAUUAAUAAAUCAUUUCAAACGUUUAUUAGAAAAAGCGACAGUAGAUAAACCAUUGAAUAUUUUCUUUGAUUCAUUAGAUCAAUUAUCAUCAGCUGAUGGUGCACAUUCAAUGUCUUGGCUACCACCAAUACUUCCGAAUCAUGUUAAAUUCAUUGUUUCAACACUACCUGGAAUAUAUAAUAUAUUAAAUACACUGCGAAAUCUAAUUGAUAGUCAAGAAAAUUUCAUUCAAAUAAAACCGUUAGGUGUCGAAUUAGGUAAAACAGUAUUGAAAGCUUGGUUAGCUCGUCAACAUCGAACAAUAUCUGAACCACAAUGGGCAUUAGUUCAUGAACGUCUUGAUGAAUGUAGUAUUCCUUUAUAUGUUAAAUUAGUAUUUGAUGAAAUCAAAUUAUGGAAAUCAUAUACAAAAAUACAAGAAAAAGAUUUAGCUAAAACAAUAUCAACAUCAAUAAAUAAAUUAUUAGGACGUAUUGAAAAUCAACAUGGACACAUAUUAGUUGAACAUGCAUUAUCUUAUAUAACAGCAUCGAGAGCAGGUAUAAGUGAAGCUGAAUUAGAAGAUUUAAUAUCACUUGAUGAAACUGUUUUAAAUGAUAUUUAUCAAUAUCAUUUACCACCAAUACGACGUAUACCACCAUUAUUAUGGACACGUAUAAGAAAUGAUAUACCGAAUUAUUUAGUCGAACGAGAAGCAGAUGGUGUUAGUGUUGUUAGUUGGUAUCAUCGACAAUUUGCUGAAGUUUCUCAUGAACGAUAUUUGGCAAAUCCGGAUGAACGUCGAGUAUAUCAUUCCAGUAUGGCAGAUUAUUAUCUGGGUAUAUGGGCUGGUCAUCCAAAACCUUUUCAAUAUACCGAUAACCAAAGACGUAUGUUUAACAUAGCAGCAGCUGAAAGUGAAGCUGAUCGUAAAGUUCCAGCUCAACCAAUUAUAUUUAUAACCAGUGACGCUACAGCAACAACUUCUACAACAUCAACUGUUCGUUAUAAUUUACGUAAAUUAAGUGAAUUACCAUAUCAAUUAAUACGUGCACAACGUGAAGAUGAUUUAUAUCAGCAUGUAUUAUUUAACUAUGACUUUAUGCAUGCAAAAUUAUCAUGUAUGCCAUUAAAUUUAUGUAUAUUUGAUUAUGAAAGUGCAUUAGAAUCUGUCAAUGAUAAAGAAGUUAGAUUAAUAAGUGAUGCACUUCGUUUAUCAAGUUCAGUUUUAGCUGCUGAUCCAAAUAAUUUAGCAUGUCAAAUAAUUGGUCGUUUACUUCCAUUUUAUAAAACAUGUCAUAAAAUUGCUUCACUUGUUGAUCAAUGUGAAAGUACUGGUUUACAAGUAAUGGGUCUUGUACCAGCUUUUAAUACAUUAGCAUCACCUGGUGGUCCACUUGUUUAUUCAUUAGAAGCUCAUGCAUUUGCUGUUUAUGGUCUUGAAGUUAUUUCAUCUGGACAAUCUCUUCUUACUGUAUCAAAUAGAUUUAUUGUUUUUGAUUUAUCAAGUGGUGAUAUUGUACGUAUUAUUGAUCCAAAAAUAGAAGGUAUUAUGACAUAUUUAGCUCUUGCACCUGAUCAACGUUAUUGUGUAACAACAACAAUAAGUAAUCAAUAUAUUAUAUGUAAUUUAUUAACUGGAGAUUUUAUUUUACGUGAUUGUAAACUACCAGAUGGAAAUACAACUAAAACAACUAGUAAACUAAAUAGUGGACAACCAACUGAUCCAUUUCUAGGUGCACAUGCAAGUAAUACUAAUUUUGUAUUGUGGACAGCAAAAAUGUAUCAAGUAUAUACAAAUAAAGGUGAAUUACUUACAUCACAAGCAACACGUUUUCAAAUCGUACAAAUUGAAGUAUUAGAAGGACCACAAGUAGAAAUUGUUUGCCGUAGUGAAGAUGUCAAAGAAGAUCAAGAUGUAGCUCGUGACCGUUUAGUAAUAGAUUACUCUUUUAUUCCAAAUAAUAAUUCUGAAAAUGAUAAAAACAAUAAUGUUAAUUCUUCACGAUGUUUAAUUGGUGGUAGAAAAAAUAUUCAUAGUGCACUUGUAAUAACACGUGAUAAACAACGUAUGUAUACAUGUUGUGAAAUAAAUGAUUAUAAUAUUGAACUGUAUCUUAAUCAACCACAUCUUGUUCAUUAUGCUACUCAACGUAUAUGGGCAUUCGAUCAUCAAUUAUAUGAAAAUAAAGAUCGCAUAUUUGCAUUAAUUUUAAGUGAAGAUGAAACUUAUCUUAUGGCAGUUACAUUUAAAGCUUUUAAAAUCUUUUCAUUUCGAUCAUAUUUAUGGAAAACAUGUUUAUUACCUGGUAGUGUACGUAAUAUAGUAAGUGGUGCUAAACGUUUAACAUAUACAGCAGCAUUUUCUCAAGAUAAUCGUUACUGUAUAGCAUGUAUAAAAUCAAGUGUUUAUGUAUUUGAAAUUCAAUGGGGUGAUUUAGUAGCUUCGUUCGACUCACAUUUUGGUCGUAUACUUGUAGUAAAAUGUUUAUCAACUGUUAGUGGUGGAAAUAAUUAUGUUAUAACAACUGGCAUAGAUAAAACAACAAAAGUAUGGAAUUUACAAAAUGCAAAAGAAAAAUCUAUAUCAGUAGCACAAUUAGAUAAAUGUAUUGAAAUGAUGCAUAUAUCAUCGGAUGCUAAAUUAAUUAUGGCACAAUCUCGUACACAAUUAUGUUUAUUUGAUAUGAAAACUGGAGUUAUGACAGGACAAUUAUCUAUUAAUCCACAUGGAUCAAUUUAUCAAUACACAGCUUUCUGUGCGAAUGGUUUAUUUGCUGUGUCAGCUGAAUCGAAUAAUCUUGUCAUAUAUGAUAUUGAGGAAAGAAAAACUUCAUUUAUAACACCAUUAAAAAGUGUCUUUCAACUUCUUCUUCAUUCAGCUGAAACAAUGGUAUUAGUUUUAACUACUGAGCCAGCUCCAGUAACAACUACUUCAAAUGCAGAAGUGAAUACACCAGUAAAUCGUAGUCCAAAUGGUAUGACUGUUCGAGCUAUGUCAUAUGGAAUACCUGAAGGUGAUCUUAUUUAUGAAAUCGUUUCAAAUAUGAAACGUUUGAAUCAACCAAAAAAAGUUGUCUAUACAGCUGAUGAUACAUAUUUUGUUUUUAUUGAAGAAAAAAAAAAUACGGAAGUACUUGCAUUAUAUGAUCCAAUGACCGGUGAAUAUAUACAUAAUGUAAAAUUAAGUUAUCCCGGUUAUAGAGAUAUUACUCUUAUGGUUACAAUACCAAAACAACCUUACCUUAUUGGUUUAAUUGAUUCUGAAAAAGGAAUUGUUAUGAAUGUUAGAGAUAAAAAGGUAAAUAUUUAA